Messenger RNA from Colletotrichum destructivum, 1917 nucleotides. RefSeq names its product Putative ClpA/B family, AAA+ ATPase domain, ATPase, AAA-type, core. Bases 1 to 1917 code for a protein of 638 amino acids. The transcript has a single exon. Gene Ontology annotation, molecular function: ATP binding; ATP hydrolysis activity. The record is from RefSeq and is a predicted model, not a curated record. NCBI's taxonomy places the organism in Eukaryota, Fungi, Ascomycota, Sordariomycetes, Glomerellales, Glomerellaceae. Gene Ontology annotation, cellular component: mitochondrial inner membrane. Gene Ontology annotation, biological process: mitochondrial respiratory chain complex III assembly; protein insertion into mitochondrial inner membrane from matrix.
AUGAGCGACAUCUCCGGGCUCACCAAAGCCUCGCUCUUCUCGGGCGCCAGCGGCUCAACAGCCAAAGGGCUCCACGACUUUUUGGAUCGCUCUGCUCCGGGCUACGGAGCCUUGUCACGUUUCUUCUCGACCUGGCUCAGGCUCGACCUUACCACGAUCAUUCUCCUCAUCUCUUUCGGUGGCGAGAUCCCUAGAGCGCUGACGGGCCUUCAGAACCUCGGAGCUCAAAUCUACUGGUGGAUCACGCGCUUCUUUACGGCCUCGAUCUCGAUAGGGAGCAAAGACAAGCUCAACAGGGAGGUUCUCAACUGGCUGGGCGCCCACGUUCUCACCAAGAAGGGCACUCGCAUUCUGACGGCGCGGACCGAGGUGAUCCAGAACGAGGCAUGGUACUUUCGAAAACCGGUCCAGCGAGACGACCUGCGUCACGAGAAGAGAGUUCCUGUCCAGUAUCUGCCGACGUUUGGUACGACCUGGUUCGUACACAAGGGGGGGUUCUUCAUGGUGCGGCGUGUGUCGACUAGGAACCUCGGGUCUGCCUACGUCGGAAUCCCCGACGAGUACUCUGCCGCUCCCGAAGGCAACGAGCCGCUGGUUGUGAUGCGACUGGGGCGCGCGAUCCAGCCCGUCAAGGCCUUUCUGGAUGAUUGCCGCAUCUUCGCAGACAAGCAACGCGAGGCUUUCAUCACGGUCAGAGCGACGAAGAACGAGCACCACCAGAUAUCCUGGGACACAACCAUCCUACGUCCGAUACGGGCGCUGGAAACGGUGCACUUUGACGAAAAGAUGAAGGAGGAGCUCGUGGCUGACAUAGAGACGUAUCUCAACCACAAGACGAGGAGGUUUUACACCGAGAGGGGAAUCCCCUACAGGAGAGGUUAUCUCUUCCACGGACCGCCUGGCACGGGCAAGACGUCCUUGUCUCUCGCUCUUGCGGGCUACUUCAACCUCGAGCUGUAUCUGCUGCACAUCCCGAGCAUCCGAGACGACAACGACCUGGAGAACCUCUUCACGGCGCUUCCCCCCAAAUGCAUCGUGCUGCUCGAGGACAUUGACGCCAUCGGGAUCCAACGCCGGAAGAAGGUCGACUCGGACGAUUCCGCGUCGGACGACAGCAGCAGCGACGAGGACAAGGACAGCGGCAGGUCCAUUGGAAGAUGCCGCUGCACACUCUCGGGCCUUCUCAACGUCCUCGACGGGGUCGCCUCCCAGGAGGGCCGCAUCGUCUUGAUGACUUCGAACCUGGCCCACAAACUGGACAAGGCGUUGGUCAGGCCGGGGCGGAUCGAUAAGAUGGUAUACAUGGGGAAGAUAUCGAGCCACAGCGCCAGGGGCAUGUUUGAGCGCAUGUACCGGCCGCAGAUGUCGACCGAAGGUGCAGCAGCUCUUUCGGGGGGAGACGCCGAGCUCGUGAAGAACCAAGAAGAGGAAUUCGAUGUCCUUUUGGACAGCUUCAGCCGCCAAGUGCCCGAUGACAUCUUCACGCCAGCACAGCUGCAGGGCUACUUGCUCCGUCACCGGAACUCGCCAGACGCGGCCAUCGACUGCCUCCAGGCGUGGAUCACGGAGGAGAAGGCCGCCAUGGAGGAGGCGCAGCGACGGAGAAAGGCGUCAGCCGAGCGGAAAUCAAGGAGGAAGAAGAGGAAAACGUUGAGAAAGUUGAAGGCGCGCAGGGACUCGUCGUCUCCGAGCACAAAGAGAGAAGGGAACAAAGUAGAACGGGUCAACGGAGUAGAGGUUGAGACUGCGAGAAAGGUCCCCAUAGAGACGGCCAACGACGCCGCUGAAAAGCACAAGAGCUCCCAGGCUGAUGUGGCGAAAACCGGACAAGUGUCCAACGUUAAGGGCUCCGAAGCAGAGUUGAAGGCAACGAAUGGUACUUUAGACAGUAGAGAAACAGCAACGGUUGGCAUGUAA